AGUUUCCCAUGGGAUUCUCUGUCACUCUCUCUCUCUCAAAAAUCUCUCCCGUGAACAAAGAAACUUUCACACCUCUUCUUUCAUUUUCAUUUUCAUUUUCAAUUUCAAUUUCAAUGCCUAUACUCAAUUUCUCAGAAAAAUACAAAAACAUAAACAUAAACACCAAUUGAAACAGCAUUAACAACACUCUCUUCACUACUUCACUUCACUCUCUCUCAUCAAUGUCUCAACUUUCUCUCUCUUCCUUCUUCUUCUUCUUCUUCACUCUUUCAUUUUUCAGCUUCACCUUCUCAAUAAUCGCUUCCACCGAAUUCGACUUCGGAACCUUAACACUCACAAGCCUCAAACUUCUCGGCGACGCUCAUCUCAACAACGGCACCGUCACACUCACACGUGACCUCACCGUUCCAUUUUCCGGCGCCGGUCAAGCAUUAUAUUCCCGUCCAAUCAGAUUCCGUCAACCGGGCACCACCACUCCGGCGAGCUUCACCACUUUCUUUUCUUUCUCAGUCACCAAUUUGAACCCUUCUUCCAUCGGCGGUGGACUUGCCUUUAUAAUCUCACCGGACGAUGAAUCUCUUGGUGACGCUGGUGGUUAUCUUGGUCUUGCCGGAAAUGGGUUUGUGGCGGUUGAAUUUGAUACCCUUAUGGAUGUUGAGUUUAAGGAUAUUAAUGGGAAUCAUGUUGGUGUUGAUCUUAAUAGUGUUGUUUCUAGUAAAGUUGGUGAUUUGGAUUCAAUUGGGGUUGAUCUUAAAAGUGGUGAUAGUGUCAAUGCUUGGAUUGAAUUUGAUGGAUCUAAUAAUGGGUUUAAUGUUUGGGUUUCUUAUUCUAAUUUGAAGCCUAAAGAUCCAAUUUUGACUAUGAAUCUUGAUAUGGGCUUGUAUUUGAAUGAUUUUAUGUAUGUUGGCUUUUCUGGUUCUACUCAAGGUAGUACAGAGAUUCAUAGGAUUGAAUGGUGGAGUUUUAGCUCAUCUUUUAUGACGGGUUCGGGUGGUUUGUCGCCUCCUCCAGCAGUUAGUAUGAUGAAUACCACGGCGAAUUCAGCAAGGUCACCGCCUCCUUCUAUGGCUCCAACAAUGAAUUCUUCGAAUGAGGAAAGAAAAGAGAGUAAGAAGAGUUGUCAUAAUGGGUUGUGUAAGCAGGGUUUGGGAGCUGUUGCUGGUGUUGUUACUGCUGGUGCUUUUGUUUUAGCACUUUUUGCUGGGUCUAUGAUUUGGUUGUAUUCGAAGAAAGUGAAGCGUGUGAGUAGAUUUGAUUCGCUUGGAUCGGAGAUAAUUAAAAUGCCUAAGCAGUUUAGUUACAAGGAGCUUAAAUCUGCUACAAAGUGUUUCAAUGCUAAUAGGAUUAUUGGUCAUGGUGCAUUUGGGACUGUGUAUAAGGGAAUUUUGACUGAGAAUGGUGACAUUAUUGCUGUGAAGAGAUGUAGUCAUAGUAGUCAAGGUAAGAAUGAGUUUUUAUCUGAGUUGUCUAUAAUUGGUAGCCUUAGACAUCGGAAUCUUGUAAGACUUCAAGGAUGGUGUCAUGAGAAAGGCGAGAUUUUGUUGGUGUAUGAUUUGAUGCCUAAUGGUAGUUUGGAUAAGGCUUUGUUCGAGGCUAGAACGCCUCUUCCGUGGCCUCACCGCCGAAAGAUUUUAUUGGGUGUGGCGUCCGCUUUGGCUUACUUGCAUCAAGAGUGUGAAAAUCAGGUAAUUCAUAGAGAUAUUAAGACUAGUAACAUAAUGUUGGACGAAGGGUUCAAUGCGCGUUUGGGAGAUUUUGGAUUAGCAAGGCAAACUGAGCAUGACAAAUCUCCGGAUGCGACGGUGGCUGCUGGAACAAUGGGGUAUCUAGCACCCGAGUAUCUCCUUACAGGUAAAGCCACCGACAAAACCGACGUGUUUAGUUAUGGUGCUGUGGUUCUUGAGGUGGCUAGUGGGAGGAGACCAAUAGAGAAAGAUGCUGCUGGUGUUGGCAAGGUUGGAGUGAGUAGCAAUUUGGUGGAAUGGGUUUGGAGUUUACACAGGGAAGGAAGGUUGUUAGCGGCAGUUGAUCCAAGGCUUGAGGGCGAGUUCGAUGAAGCGGGGAUGACAAGGGUACUCUUGGUUGGGUUAGCUUGCUCACACCCUGAUCCUUUGGCUAGACCAACAAUGAGAAGCGUGGUUCAGAUGCUAGGAGGUGAAGCUGAAGUGCCAAUUGUACCGAGAACGAAGCCUUCUACGGGUCUCAGUACUUCACACUCUCACCUCUUAAUGAGCUUGCAAGAUAGUGUAUCUGACUGUGAUGGUAUACUCACCAUCUCUACUUCCACAUCAGAGAACAGCUUCAACGGUGGAGAUAUAGUCUGAUGGAAAUCUUUCGGUUGAACACGGCCAUUUUUAAUUAUUGACUCGGUGUAAAUAGAGAUAGAGAUAUAUAUGUAUUCAUUUGUUCAUGAUGUAAAGUCAAUGACAAUAGCAUGCAAUUAAGGACCUUGAGAAAGAAAUUUUGGGGUUUAUUUAUGCAAUUCUGCCUCUGGUGUACACAUUUUGGCGCAAAUUUAUUCAACACAAGUGGUUCAUUCAUCUGAUGAUGCAGAGCAACGCAAGAUGUUACUGUAGAAUGUUACUAGCACAAUCUGGGGAAGGUUAUGGGACUUUUGCUUAGAUCAUUGUUCUAGUUCUAAUGGACACGGACUUGUAUAAGGCAAGUUUGAAUUAAGAAAUUGAUGUUAAACAACCUUUCUGUUGAAAAUUUGAAUUUUGUUACCAUGGUAUAAUAAUUAAUAAAGGUGAAAUCUAUUAUGUCUUCUCCAUGGCUUUCCAA
Molecule: messenger RNA, 2781 nt
Organism: Medicago truncatula (barrel medic)
Lineage: Eukaryota; Viridiplantae; Streptophyta; Magnoliopsida; Fabales; Fabaceae
Product: L-type lectin-domain containing receptor kinase VIII.1
Exons: 1
Coding region: 222-2324 (700 amino acids)
Biological process (GO): protein phosphorylation
Molecular function (GO): carbohydrate binding; protein kinase activity; ATP binding
Source: RefSeq, a predicted model, not a curated record